Molecule: messenger RNA, 903 nt
Organism: Epithele typhae
Lineage: Eukaryota; Fungi; Basidiomycota; Agaricomycetes; Polyporales; Epitheliaceae
Exons: 4
Coding region: 1-903 (300 amino acids)
Source: RefSeq, a predicted model, not a curated record
AUGAUCCCGAAACACACCAACCCCUUCUCACUCACGAGUGAGACCGCGCUUGUUUCCCGUUCUGCAUUGAACGAAUCCGACGAAGAACCAGAAAUCGAGCACGAAGACCCCGAGCACGCGCAAUUGCUCGCACGGCUGGAGAACAUACUCAAGCGAACGAUUGACAACGUCUUGCUCCCUGCACCCCGCUCUACGGAGACGGAAGAACCUUCCAAGAAGAAAAGGCGGAGAAAGGGCGGAGACGGGGAUGUCCAUGGCGCGACGAACGGGGUACCUGAGGAUAAAGAGGACUCGUUUGCAGCCGUUGAAUUCCGUCUGAUUUCUGGAAGCUCCCGACCAAGGACCGUGAUCCUUGCACCGAAACCUCCGCCGGUCUACAUUUCGCUGGCCCCUCCGGUAGAGGAGACUGCAGAAGAGGCCGAGCUCCGUGCAUCCCGAGCGAGGGAAGUCGCCGUUGACUUUGAAUGGGUCCAGAGAGAAUCCAAAAACGUCACCCGUCCACCUCCACCUGGCGCAAAGAAACCGUUGCGUGCCGCCGCGAAGCUUCCCGAACUUCACCCCACGUUACUUGUCCUGGAACGACCCAAACCCCCUCGAACACCUCACAUUCAGCUGGUGAACCCCGCGGACGAAAUUGAUCCCUCUCCACACGCGCACCAGACCGUUUGUUGUCCGGUAGUCGCUACCCAGCCCAGUCAAUCAGACGCGACGGGAAAGAGGAGACGGCGCCGAGGCAAGGCGAAGGAACGACCACGCAUACAACCAGCAUUCUGGAGACCACCGCCGGGAGUGGGCGGGAAAGCUUUGGGGUACGCGUGGGGUUAUGCGGGCAGCAAUCCUUUGCAGGAAGGAGACGUCCCUCGAUACGAGCGAGACGCCAUGAGGAAAGCGGAACUUGCGUAG